Molecule: messenger RNA, 6257 nt
Organism: Oryzias melastigma (Indian medaka)
Lineage: Eukaryota; Metazoa; Chordata; Actinopteri; Beloniformes; Adrianichthyidae
Product: beta/gamma crystallin domain-containing protein 2
Exons: 24
Coding region: 111-5810 (1899 amino acids)
Source: RefSeq, a predicted model, not a curated record
AGAGAGGCGGCGCGCGCGCACCCUGAUCAGGUUUCUCCGCGUGGGGCGGGUGGGCGCGAGCGAGCAGCAGCAGACUGCGGGAGGAGGCCGGGACCCCGACGAGCACCGACAUGGCGAAGAAGAGCUCCGGCAGAAGCUCUCUGAAGGCGCUGUUCUCCAGGAGCGACGGCGGCCGCGGCGCGCCUGCGCGCACGGCGGAUGGAGAGCAGAAGAAGCCGAAGCUGCUGAAGCUCAGGAUCAAAGCGAAGAACUCCCAGAGGGCAGCAGACGAGGGCCGGCACGCGGACAGUGCUUCAGAGUCCAAGAGUCCUGCUGAACCCGUGGAGGUCGACCACAUCACCACUCUGAAGAAGUCUUCCACUAUUUACGGGACCACGCCCAGAUCAAAAGCCAAAGAGUUCAGCUACUCUGAGUCGGAUCUACGGAAGCCCAAAAGGUUUGCUACCUUCUCUUUUGGCUUGAAAAAGAGGAAGAAGAAGAACGAGGAGACGCUCUCGAAAAGCACAUUUGUUCUGGACGAACAAGAGAGUCUCCUGGACCUCGCUCGGAGAAAUCUGGACCAGAGCGCCUCGAACCGGCAGUUCAGCUCCUCUCAACCAGAGCUGGACUCCAGCUUCGACAUUCCAUCUCCUCCUCCUCUGACCAAAAACCUCUCCGCGUCGUACUUUGCUCUCCCCGACCGCCCGUCCUCCUUGCUCCACAGCCGACCGCAGUCGGAGGAGCUCCUCACCGACUGUUUCAUUGAAGAAACGGUGAGGGUGCCCAUCGCCUCCAUCCCCGAGCUGCAGCUGGAGACUUCCAGCUCUGAGGAAACGGAGACCUGCUUGGCUGUUUGUCCCACUACAAGUUCAUCCGGCGCCUCUCUGAGCCAGAAUCCUGUGAAGCGCCACUCUGCGACAACUUCUGUUGGUCGGGUUUCCACGGCAACCGCAGAGCCCAUCUCUGGUACUUCUGAUCGGCCGAAGGCUUCCGGCAGAGAAGGCUCGCUUUCCCCAAUCUCUGAAAGUGUUGAGCAGAAUUCCUAUUUGUUCAGCCCAGAGAAAGUUUAUGAGUCUCUGUACGAGUCACUUUUUCCUAAAAAGUUGAUGGUCACCCCUCCAGCGUCGACAUGUGACCCUGCCUUAACCCGGGUUCCCACUGCCUCACAUGUAGAACCUGUGUUGCACGACCCCGUACCCCUCAGGAGCCAGGACUCCCUCAGAAAUGUGACUUCUACUGAGGGAAACACAGAUAUCAGCGCGAGCACCUUGUAUUCAGAUCCCAAGCUCCACGUUCGCCGCAGAGCCACGGCGGUCUCUGCGGGUCGGGACUCCGCUGCUCCUGUUUCAGACUGCGUCACAUCCCAGAGGACGGGGGCUCGGGUUGCAGUUUCCGUCACACGGGCAGAAAAGCGCUCCCCUGCUCCGGAGGCUCCGAGGAGGUUUCCAGGCUUGUUGGCGCCGAUGGACGCAAGCGACAGACCUCUGAGUCCGGCGUACCUGAGCGUGGGGUCGGACGAGGGGAGCACUGCGGACGUUUACUACAGCGCUCAGGAGGACAACGUAGAGGAGAGCGGCGAUGAAAUGUUCACGGUGAGCGAGAGGCAGGACAGUUUUCUGGUUGGAGGCGUGGAAGACGUGGAGACCAACUCCAGCAGGAUUGUUGGGAUGAAGCAGGAAGGUCAGAGGUCACAGAGUCAUCUGAUGAGUGAAGGAGAGUUUCUUUUAGAACAUAAAGAAGAAACCGCAGCACAAGGAGGAGGAGGAGGGGGGGAGAUAGUGGCACCACCUGUUCUGCAGGUGAACAUGAUGGAAUGUGAGAGUGUCCCGCCCUCCGCUGAGCUCACGGGGGAGGGGUCUGUCUCUGAAACGGGAGACGUCUGUGCCGGAGAAGCGGCGAGCCUGCAGGGCCCGUUUGUGACUUUUAGACAAAGGAGCAGUCCUGAAGAUGCACGGACCGGUUCCGUGGGCGAGGAGGAGGCUGACAUCCCGUCCGCGCCGGCACACGACGAGCUGCCAGCUGUGUUGACAGCAGAAGACAACCACGCAGGCUUAGAAGCACGUGCGCUGUCAGACACGCCCGCGGAGACCGCUGCGGGCAGCAGCGCCCCUGCUCUGCAUCCAAAGUGGGCGGAAACACCGGAUUGCCGCGCCGCCCUGCAACAACAUGUGCCAGUAGAGGUGCUGGCUUCACACCGGGGCGCCGGAGAGGCUGCAGAACCGAAUGCAGAGGAGGUCCGAGAUCAGCUGGAUGACAGGUUUCUCCUGGAAAGCCUCCUGACAUCGGAGUCCGAAUCCGCAGCCAUGAUGAGCAGAGGCGUCAGCAGCCUCUACAGCCCGCAGAGCCCCCGGAGCUCGCCCCCGCCAGCAGAGGACGCCCCCAACCACGACUUCUACAAAGUGUCCCUGAUGGAGGAAGUGGAUUCUGGGCCGGAGUUUAGGUGGAAGAACAGAUUUUAUGGCGUGACUCCGUAUAAACCCAGCAGCACAGAGGAGGAUUUAACUCCCUCCCCCUCUGCAACUGUUGCUAUUGGCAACAGGGACUCGGAGGAGUGGAGGAGGAGCUCUGAGUGGGAGGAGCCUGCUGCUCCUGCAGGUAAAGGAGACGAGCGGAGGGAGGGGGAGGCAGAGAGCCAGCAGCCGCACAGGAAUUCGGAGCAGCCGGAGCUCACCUGCAGCAGCCUAGGAGACUCUCCCCACAGCGGCGUCUUCAGAGCCACCCUGGUGGAGCUGGUCCUCGACCCCCCGGCCGCCCCCGAGUCCCCCGACACCGAGUCUCACAUCCAGCAGGACAUGGACAUCCUGGUGGACACUCUGAGGAGCAUGGAGCCCUCUCUGAAGAGGGGAAGCCCAGCCCCACGUCCGCAGGCACUUCCACCCCAGCACAUGUCCUCACUGCCCCCCAUCGAGGAGGACGCCACCCCUGAUGCUACCCCAAAAAAGCCUGAGGGAAACCUGAACAUCCCCAAGGACCUGGGGUUGGGGAACAGCAGCGCCCGGGACACUCGGUCCCCGCUGGAGCUGAUGAAGAGUCAGGAUCUUCACCCCCCAGAUGUGAACGGAAAUGGACCGUCCACGUUGACCGCCAGGUCGUCCCGCCUCAACCACAGCGUUCUCUUCAGCGGCCUCAUGACUACAGAGACCGACAACACGAAAGCCCACCUCCCUUCCAACCGCCGAAGCUCUCUGCCGGAGACCCGCCUCCUUUCAGCCAAUCACAUGGGCCUGGGAUCAAAGGAGCAGAGCGAAGGCCAGGCGAACCCCCCCGGGUCCCGGUUGGAGCGCCUCUCCCUCCUCGUCAACUCUCCUUCCCUGACGAAUGGCGGUUACGACUUGAACGCCCACCGAAUGAGCCUCCCCAUGAACAUCAGCUCCCCUCCCCACAACGGGAGCCCCACCCACCUGCUGAGCCCCACCCACAUGUUUAGCCCCACCCACAUGUUUAGCCCCACCCACCUGCUGAGCCCCACCAGCUCCCUGGACUUCCACAGGCCCCUUGGCAUCUCGGACCCUUCGAUUUCCAUGGUGGCGCAGAGUCCGGGGGUCCCGAGUGGUGUCCAGACCCCAUUGUUCGGCAGCGUUCACGCCAUGACUCCGUUCCAGCAACCUGAACCCGAGCAGAACUUGCUGGCCAAGUACCGCGCCUUCCCCGACGCUUACCUCACCAAAGAGAAGGAGCACGGAAAGCUCAACCCCCGUCCUGGAAAGAUGUUCAUCUAUGACCGGCCGGGGAUGUGCGGCGAGCGGUGGGAGGUUCGCGGUGAUGUCUUGGAUGCUACGUCCUGGGAGCUGCAGGAAACCAUCUCCAUCAGGGUGGUCCGGGGCGGGUGGGUUCUGUACGAGAAACCCAACUUCAAAGGGGAAAAGAUUGCCCUGGAUGAGGGGGACAUCGAGCUCACCUGCCCCUUCAACCCCCCAGAGGAGAACGGGGUGAAGGAGGUCAAAGAGAACGGCGGAGAAACGCAGGACGACCCGAUGGAGAGCAUGCCGGCGCGGCGGUUCGUCAUCGGAUCCAUGCGCAGAGCGGUUCGGGACUACAGCGUUCCUGAAAUCAGCCUGUUUCCAGAGGAGAACGGUGAGGGGAAGAAGGUGGUCUUCAGGGACACGUCGGAGGACGCCAGGAUUUUCGGGUUUCCCAUCAAGGCCACCUCCAUCAUCGUCAACGCCGGGCUCUGGCUCGUGUUCGCCGAACCUUUUUUCCAGGGCAACCCGCGGAUCCUGGAAGUGGGCGGGUAUCCCAACCCAGCAGCCUGGGGGGUAGAAAAGCCUUAUGUAGGUUCGGUGCAUCCAUUGAAAGUGGGGGAGCCGAGAGUGGAAAACCCGACGGAACCACAGAUGAUCAUCUACGAUAAACCGUACUUCAGCGGAAAGUCGCGCGUCGUCACCGCCAACAUGAGAGACUUCCUUACCAGAACCGACAGUCAGCAGAACGUCUUCAUGGGCAGCGUGGGGUCGCUCAAGGUCCAAGGAGGAAUCUGGGUGGGCUUCCAGAAGGAGGGCUUCCGCGGACACCAGUACCUGCUGGAGGAGGGCGAGUACCAGGACUGGAGAGUGUGGGGCGGCUGUGACUCGGAGCUGCGCUCUGCCAGGAUCAUCCGGGCUGACCUCGCAGACCCCAUGGUGGUGUUGCACGAGCAGUCUGAAGAGGAGGAAGAGGAGGGCAUGCUUGAAAACACCCUUGAAGCGGUGGAGGCCAUCCCCGAUGUGGAGCUGCUUGGCUUCAAAACCUCAACGCGCUCCAUCCACGUUCUCAGCGGGGCGUGGAUAGCUUACUCCCACGUGGACUUCUCCGGGAACCAGUACAUCCUGGAGAAAGGUUUCUACAGCAGCUGCGCGGACUGGGGAGCUGAGGACUCGCGGAUCUGCUCGAUCCAGCCCAUCCUGCUGGCCCCAUCAGGCAAAAUGACGAAGAUGGAGAUCAUUCUCUACUCUGAGCCAGACUUCAAGGGCGAGUGUCGCACCUUUGACCACAGCUAUGAAGCUCUGGCUAAGAACUUCCUGACCAAGUCAUGUCGAGUGUCAGGAGCGAGCUGGGGGCUCUACGAGGAACCAGACUUCUCCGGGGAUUUGUAUGUUGUAUCUGAAGGAGACUAUCCCAACCUACCUAGCAUGGGCUGCCCCCCUAACUUCCACCUCCGCUCCAUCAAGAUGGUGCCCCUGGCGUUCUCCGUACCCUCCAUAUCUCUGUUCGGCCUCGAGUGUCACGAGGGCCGCGAGAUUACCCUGGACUCUGAGAUCUUCAGUCUGGUCCAGGAGGGCUUCAACAACCACAUCCUCUCAGUCAGGGUCAACAGCGGCUGUUGGGUCAUAUGUGAACACACUGGCUACAGAGGGCGCCAGUUCCUGUUGGACCAGAUCGAAAUCACCAACUGGCCAAAGUUCAGCUCCCUGCACACCAUCGGCUCCAUGUACCCCAUCAGACAGAAGCGGCACUUCUUCAGAGUGAAGAACGUGGAGAGCGGUCACUUUCUCUCCCUCCAGGACGGCGCAAAUGAAAUGAAAUCUGGUCGUGUGGUGGCGGCGCCAGAGGCGGAGCCUCAGAGCGACAUCUGGUUUUACCAGGAUGGGCUGAUCAAGAACAAAUUGGCGCCCGCCAUGAGCCUACAGGUCAUGGGUAAUGUGGAACCAGCAGCUAAGGUGGUUCUGUGGAGCGAAACUCGACAACCGAUCCAAACAUGGGCCGCCAAGAUGAAAGGCCUCAUCAGCAGCCUCACAUUCCCUGGCAUGGUGCUGGAUGUUAAAGGCGGCAAGAGCUACGAUCACGAUCACGCGGUGAUGAUGCCAGAGAACGACGAGAGGCCAAGUCAGCAGUGGGAGAUCGAGCUGCUGUAGCCUUCCUCCACAGGAUCUGUUUCCUCUAAAUGCCGCGAGGCUUCAUGAACUCUGAAGCAGCACCGAUGCAGGAAACUCAAGAGAACCUUUUCUAGAUCUGCGCUCGCCGUUUUCACUCGUAUGAACAUCCAGGAUGCAGCACGUGGACUUAUUGUCAAAUAUGGAAGUAUUGAAACCAGAAUCUGCGUCUGAGUUCUCCUCAGCUCAGAGCAGCCGGGUCUUCAGUUCUGAUCCUGAAGGAAUGAAGCCAAACUAAUAGUUGACUGUUGACGGGAGGCCAGGUCUCAUAGUAUCACGCUGCACUUUGUUUUAGUCCAAAUGCUACACUGAUCUUAAGAAAAGCUUCAUGUUUAUAUUUGCUGAUAUUCUGUUACAGAUUGUAUAGAGAAUGAGGCUUUUUAAAUAUACAAUAAAAAUAAAGUUUAUACCCUCAAAAGACUGUUGAUU